Molecule: messenger RNA, 456 nt
Organism: Suillus bovinus
Lineage: Eukaryota; Fungi; Basidiomycota; Agaricomycetes; Boletales; Suillaceae
Exons: 2
Coding region: 1-456 (151 amino acids)
Source: RefSeq, a predicted model, not a curated record
AUGAGUCGGAUGGAAUCUGUUCAACAGUCCUCCCAAGCUCACACAGCCCUGCCUGGUGAUGUUGUCUCUGCUUUACACACGCUACAUGAAUUUGUUGCUACUGCGACGUCCAUCCCUCCGCAGGUAAUUGUUACUUGCAGAAAUGACAAACGUGCGUUUGGAAGAGCAGCGUUACAAGCCAUGAGCUACAGGAAAGCAGUCGAUAUGUUCAUAACCAGAUUUGCCACGAAAGAAGACUGGUGGAUAUCUGAGUUUCGGUACAAGCCCGAGGUCACGAUCUAUGGUCGAUUCUAUCGACAACAUGGCGAAGAGGAUGACGAUAUGGUCAUCCUCGAUGAGCGAGGGUGGUCCGAACUUGUUGGCAAUGUCGUGAAGCUAACGAUCGUCUUCACGUCGCUCAAAUUCAGCGUCACGGCGUAUGUUUUGGCUCCCAUGUUUGGCGUUCGAAUGAGCUGA